AUGCAUUCUUUCACUAAUUAUACCUGCUGACUACUGAACAGCGUAACGACAGGAAUCAUGAGGUGCCUGUUACUGCUUUGUGUGGUUUCAGUCAGUCUGUAUAUUUCUGAAGCCUGCACCUGUCUACCACUGCCUCCUAACGGAUGCAAAUCAGAUUACUCGAUUGUUGGGUGUGUACUCAAAGUCAAGAAAGUAGGUAAGACUCAAGCAGCCCAAUUUAUCUACACAGUAGCUGUUAGACGACUUUUUAAAGGCGCGAAGUAUUCCAAGUUGAAACGGGGACGAGUCGUCACGAUUAAAUCAGCAGUGUCCAGCGCCGCUUGUGGAGUUUCCCUGAAACCCAAAGCAACCUAUGUCAUUUCCGGAAGUUCACGUGGAAACAUUUUAAGAACCAACUCUUGCCAGUUUGUUAGAUUAUGGAAAUCCAUUCCAUUGAAAAAGAGAAAAUCCCUUUACUGCAAGAAACCGCAAGUCUAUGGAAAAAAGCAAUACAUAUUUGGCCGAAAACGUAAUCAAAAAAGAUAUGGGAGACGCCAAGGCAAACGAUACGGUAAAGGUUACGGCAGACGUCGCAACAAAGGUUACGGCAGACGUCGCGGAAAAGGUUACGGCAGACGCCGCGAACGAUUUUGGAAGAAUGGCGGGAGGAAAGGAAAGCGUUCCGGAAAUAAAGGAUAUUAUUAGUUAAUUUGACAACAAAAUAUCUUAUUGCAAGAUUAGAUGAGAUAUACAUAUGUAGAAUAAAACAUCUAUAAAUGCCUAAAAAA
Molecule: messenger RNA, 767 nt
Organism: Magallana angulata
Lineage: Eukaryota; Metazoa; Mollusca; Bivalvia; Ostreida; Ostreidae
Product: metalloproteinase inhibitor 3-like
Exons: 5
Coding region: 58-684 (208 amino acids)
Biological process (GO): negative regulation of membrane protein ectodomain proteolysis; negative regulation of endopeptidase activity
Cellular component (GO): extracellular matrix
Molecular function (GO): protease binding; metalloendopeptidase inhibitor activity
Source: RefSeq, a predicted model, not a curated record